GUCUGCUAUAAUUUACAAUAACAAUAACUUAUUAGAAAAUGAUUUUAUUAUUAAGAGAAAUCACAUUGGCACUAAUAUUGCUAAUAUGUAGAGCACAGGUAGCACAUGCAGGUGUAUGUCCAUCUAAUCCCGAUACCAUCAAACCGUGCACGUGUACGCCCACAACCAUAGCAUGCGAGACAACUGAUAAAUUUGAAUUGGAUGUUGUUUUAGGACUGAUAGCCAAAGGUCAGGACCCUCAAGGACUGGCAUUUGACACAUUCAUAUUGAAUGCCUCUGAGAUCAGUUCACUAGAUCGGGGAGUUUUUCAUGGACUUACUUUCAAUAAUCUUAAGUUUAUCGACUGUUUCCGACUAUCGUGUGUAUCGAGUGAGGCAUUUGCCGGACUUCAACCUAAUGUGACGUCAAUAUACGCGAGUGACACUCAUUUUGAUUGGUUCGGACGUCGUGAUUGUAGUAUUUUUGAAGCAAUCAGAUACUUGAAAAACUUAAAAUCACUUAAAAUAGUUAGAAGUAAAAUAACAGAAAUACCUGAUAAUGCUUUUACUGGCAAAUUAGGUCAAUUGAGUGACUUAUCAACAAUUGAUUUCAGUGGAGGACAGGGAGGUGUUAUCACACAAGUCGGUGAAAAAGCUUUUAAUGAUCUGCCGAAUGUCCAGUUAAUAGAUCUAUCGAGACAUAGGAUUUCAUCGAUAAAAAGUCAUGGUUUUGAGAUAACAUUACCAAUAAAAAACAGUUUACUAAUUAAUUUAGAGCACAACGCCCUAAAAAAUAAUAGUUUUGGCAAUUCAUGUCUAAAAACUAAUGUCAAAACAGAGCUCCGUUUGGGCGAAAAUAUUAAUCUUCACUGUCUUAACGAAGAAGUUUUUGAACCAUUUUUGGUUAAUAGAAGAAAUAAAACUGAAGAUAAUAUAAUUGAUUUAACAAUAACUCCUAUUGAUUGCUCCAAAUGUAAUCUUUGGCUUUUGGAAAAUGAAGUGAAUCUCAAUUUAAGAGAUAAACUCAAGAAUAUUCUGACUUCCGAUGGCAUCGAUUUCUGGAAGAAAACCAAAGAUGACUGUAGUGUUAAUUCUGUUAAUGUUUUAUAA
Molecule: messenger RNA, 1088 nt
Organism: Oppia nitens
Lineage: Eukaryota; Metazoa; Arthropoda; Arachnida; Sarcoptiformes; Oppiidae
Product: leucine-rich repeat-containing G-protein coupled receptor 6-like
Exons: 4
Coding region: 39-1088 (349 amino acids)
Source: RefSeq, a predicted model, not a curated record